AUGGAGAUUAUGAGGAACUCUCAGUCUCUGCACAUGUUCCUUGUCCCCAUUGUUUUUUUUUUACUUUCACUUCUCCUUGGCCCUGCAACUGCCAGCUCAGGGUCUGACUAUGACUAUGGAGCCCACCCACGCUUUGUUUGCACCCCUAUUCCAGUGGAUGCAGACCCUGCCUGCUUCCCUACAGGGGGUCCAGGCGUAGGGGCAGCAGGGCCCAGCGGGCCAGGCCAUCAAAGUGCACCUCCUGCUGGCUGGUGGGGGGCGAGCGAGGAGGCCAAAGCCACCAUCCUCCACCUCAGGGAGAGCCUCGUCCAGCAGAAAGAGACCAUCCUAGACCAGAGAGAGACCAUUAGAGAGCUGACGGCCAAGCUCACCCUGUGCGAGGGCCUCGGACGCGGCGUGGCGCCUCACGAGGAGUUCCAUGGCACAGCCUCAGACCCACAUCACGCGGGAGCGGCCGGCCAUCACACGUACACUGACAACGGGCACUAUAGCAACCAGCAGGGUCACCAUGGAAACCUCAUACCAGAUUCACCGCACUACACCUCUGUGGGGGGGCAACAUGCUGGUGGGGGGCACGGCAACAACCACCAGGGGAAGGAUAAACAUGUGACACCGGGGGACAUCACAUCAUCACCGGAGCAGAUGGAGAGGAUGCUGCAGGCGCUGAAGGAGAGGCUGGACAGUCUGCAGAAGAGGAACACAUCCAUCACCUACUCCAGCUCUCUGAAGGAGCUGCUUCAGAGGAAGAUCAGCACUCUGGAGCUGCAGCUGCACCAUCGCACCUCCUCCCUCAGCGGCUCGGACCACCACGAAGAAGACAGCAGCCACAGAGACAACGGAGGCCAUCAUGAUGACGAUCACCAUGGUGACCAUCACCAUGACGAUGGACAUCCAAAUGACCACAAGGACAACCACAGCGACGGUGGUCACAGUGACAACAGGAACCAUACUGACCAUCACGAUGAAAGCCACAGUGAUGACCACUAUGAUGCAGACACAGACCAUGAUGACGGCCACCAUGAUGAUGAUGAAGAUGAUGAUGAUGAUGAUGACCACCACAGUAAUGAAGCAGAGAGUCACGGUUACCUCUCACACACAGGAUACAGAGAACCAGGGCCACGGACUGGUUUCCACGCCAAUAAACUGGAAGCAAUGCUCAACCAGCUGCACAUCACAGGUCCCAGCAGGAGAAAGUUUAAGACUCCGGAUGCCUUCCAGAUCAGCUUCCCCAUGAGAACCAACUACAUGUACGGGCAGGUGAAGAAGACGCUGAUGCAAGAGAUCUUCGCUCUGACUUUAUGUCUUUGGAUCAAGGCGGGCGUGGGGCCCGGCCUAGGGACACCAUUUUCUUACUCAGCACCCGGACAGGCCAAUGAACUGGUGCUCAUCGAGUUGGAGAACAACCCAAUGGAACUGCUGAUCGAUGACAAGGCUAUAACGCUCCCUCUGUCCCUUGAUGAUGGAAAGUGGCACCACAUGUGUGUGACUUGGUCAACACGAGAUGGACAGUGGGAGGCCUACCAGGAUGGAGUGCAGAGGGGGUCUGGGAUAAAUCUUUCCCCCUGGCACCCUAUCAAACCUGGAGGGGUCUUCAUCCUGGGACAGGAACAGGACACUCUGGGAGGCCGUUUUGAUGCCACUCAGUCGUUUGUGGGUGAGAUGUCAGACGUGCACAUGUGGUCACAUGUCCUGACUGCCAGUGACAUCUACAGCCUGGCCUCCUGCGGCAGCCACCUCAGAGGAGAUGUCAUCGCUUGGUCCGAGACAGAGGUGGAUCUUCAUGGAGGCGUUGCCAAAUACCCCUUUGACCCCUGUCACUAG
Molecule: messenger RNA, 1821 nt
Organism: Anoplopoma fimbria (sablefish)
Lineage: Eukaryota; Metazoa; Chordata; Actinopteri; Perciformes; Anoplopomatidae
Product: neuronal pentraxin-2
Exons: 5
Coding region: 1-1821 (606 amino acids)
Source: RefSeq, a predicted model, not a curated record